AAUUUAUAAAGGCAUUGAAUCGAGUUUAUAAGUUACAUACUUAUAGUCAACGUUAUAAAAGCUACUAUGAUUCCGUAACUUUCUAUGUAUGAAUCAAGUUCAUUUUCGCAAUGCCACACUGUCUUUCCUUCAAGCCAGCUUCUCCGGAGGCCUCUAACGGCGAAGACCCUCAUCCCCAUCCUUCCACAGAAGGUGUGGCCUCCACUUUUAACCUCAGCCAUGAGCUGACUCGCGCUUUUCAAACUCCUUCCCACCACGACAUACGUUCACGCCUUCUUGAGAUCGACCCAACACCAGAAAAUCUCGAGCUGUUUCUCUCUCAAGAGCUCAAACCAAACAAAGAAAGCGUUCAAGAGGCUCUUAGAGACGCCAAGCAAACUUCACUCACCCAACUCGUCUCUACUUACUUCCAACACAGCGAAAACGCUACCCGCUUUUGCUUGAAUCUUUACCAAAACGUCCACAGUGCCCGCUGCCACCUCUACACACCUCUCUCAGAACUCUUCCACGGUGAUCCUGCCAUUGACGAGUUCUUCUGUAACUUGGCAUUCGAUGUUUUCCUUAAGCUGGACACUUUUGAAAACCCUUUCCCAUCUCCUGACUCUCACAGCUUUCGAGACACCAAAUUAUGCUUAAACCAGCUGAAGGACAAGCUGGACACCCGUCUCCAUAAGUCUAACUCACGGGUCCGCAUCCUCCACCAUGCCACAGUUGGUUCUGCCUUAUGCCUUGUUACUGCUGUGGUUGCGGUUGCUGGUUCUGCGGCUGUUAUUGCCUAUCAUGCACUUCCCACUCUUGUUGUUGUUGCAGGGCCCUUGUGCAGUCCCUACCUCCCUCACAGUUUCAAGAAGAAGGAGCUCACUAACAUUUCUCAGCUCAAUGCUGCUGCCAAGGGUACUUUUGCACUCAACACAGAUCUUGACACCAUUGACCGUCUUGUCUCCCGUUUGCACACGGGGAUUAAGAACGACAAGCUUCUCAUUCUACUUGGAUUGGAGAGGGGGAGGGACGUGUAUUCAAUUCAGGUAUUUGCGAAACAGCUUCGCAAGAGCCAUGUUAACCACACCCAUCAACUCAAGUUUCUUGUGGAUCAUAUUUGCCGUUGGUUCACUAACGUUAACAAAUCCAGAUCAUUGCUCCUUGAAGAGAUCCUUAUUCCCCGAACGUAAGCUCCACUGAUUCACUGACGCUUGUUAGUAGGUCAUUACCUAAAUUUACGCUGGGCAGCCAUGGUAGAGAGACCAAAUUACUGCAAUCUCUUGAGUCAAAAAUCAAUGAAGGUUACAAGGUCAGUGGUUUAUUGAGCGUCAGUGAUUUUUACAUAGACGUUGAGCUCUGUAGCUGGGAAUACGGACUUUUAGGGUCCUUAGUUAAUAUUGUUCAUAGACUUGCCUGCCUUAAUCAGUAGUUCGAUAUUAAAUGUUGUAUUAGUUCGUUCGAUAUUAAAUGUUGUAUUGGUUCAUAUCGGACAAUUCAUUUGUGUUGUACACUUCAGAUAGCUGUUUGACAGAAUGUAUAUGUUUGACGACUAAAAUCAAGUCAUGAAGAAUUAUGAAA
Messenger RNA from Capsella rubella, 1557 nucleotides. Its product is annotated as UPF0496 protein At3g19250. NCBI's taxonomy places the organism in Eukaryota, Viridiplantae, Streptophyta, Magnoliopsida, Brassicales, Brassicaceae. The record is from RefSeq and is a predicted model, not a curated record. The coding region runs from base 111 to 1169 and encodes 352 amino acids. The transcript has 2 exons.